AUGACAUCCCAGGGCUCCCAGAUUCUCAGAGCAGCGCUCCUGGCAGCCAUCCUACUGCUGCUGCGGGCAAAAGGGGUAAAGCCUCAGGCAGGGAGCCCAGGCCCCAGCAAGAAGAGUCAGAAAGAACAAAUAUCCUCUUCAGACCAGGAGUGGUUCAAAGAGUACUUCGUGGCUUCCUCCGCGGGCGAGAUGUGGCAGGAGUUGAACAUGGUCGAGCAGGAGGGUGAGCAGGAGGGUGAGCAGACGGAGGAGCAGACAAAGGAGAAUGCAGCUGCUCAGGACCACCUGCUGGCCCUGGCCCUGUGCUUCAACGUGGCCAGCAUCGUGUUUUUUUUAUGA
This is a messenger RNA of Miniopterus natalensis, 339 nucleotides long. Lineage: Eukaryota; Metazoa; Chordata; Mammalia; Chiroptera; Miniopteridae. The record is from RefSeq and is a predicted model, not a curated record.